AGCAGUCAGUUCACUGUACGGAAGAGUAGUGGUUUUGAGGAAUUGAUGAGCAUCGAUCUUCCGGCGGUUGGCGCUCGAUCAGUCUUUGGCAGCUGGUGCGUGUGUUCUGGUGUCUGCGCUCUUUUCCUGUCGCGUCGCGUCAUUGUGCAGUGAUUGGCCAUCAUUAUGGGGCGGCAACGAGUGAGUUUGAUAACGGGGAGUGCCAUCCACUACCGGACACACCUGCUCCGUGACGUGUACAACUAGGGUUCAAACAGUAGUCCAAGACCAAGGCCCUCUUCUAUUCGCUUCAGCUCGUGUUUGGUGACCGGGAAUGUGGCGAAUUAUGCGGAUUAUUUAGUGAUUCUAGUGUUGGCUGGCAGCGUGCUACGGGUGUGUUGCGGAGCCCCGGGGCUUACCCGAUAAGACCCACUGAGCAAACAGUGACAGAAGACGGGCUUUGCUAGCCCCCUUUUCGUGUGCAAGUGAAGUUGAUUGAAAAGGGAUUACGAUUACGACGUUGAACGUUUUGACAUCGACCCGUGGGAACUCGCCCUGUGCGCCAGAUGAAGAAGCGAUCCGCGUUUGUGAAUCCGUGAUCAAGUGAGAGAUAUCGUCGGUCCAGCUAUUCGUGUGCUCUUGAUGCUCUCGGAGUGAGCAAUGGAAAGGAAGGUGGUGUCAUGGCAGGAAAGGUAAAAAUCAAAUCCCGUCCCAUUGGCUCCAACGGUCACGGUAAUCUAGUGCGCGUCCAGUGAAACGAUAGGAAUGCCAUCGUUCCCCCAUUACUAUUAAUACGUGCGCCAGGAACGUUUCAUAAAGUGCCAACGGCGAACGGUGGACCGUGCACAUCCGCGAACAAUUACCAUUCCACCAUCGAGUCCAUUAGCUAAGCACCGGUUUCCUGCGGAAUGGGUAAAGCAUAAUGACCACCGGACCACCGGUUACUCUGCGCACGUUGCACGCAGAAUCGUCGGUCUGUAUUUGCAGGAUCUAACCUCAUUUGUGCCCUCGGAUUGGAAAGGGGCGGAUGGCGAAUCAAUUAAAAGAGUGAUUGUGCCCCCUGGCAACGGUUCCGUGUGGUUACUCGUAUCCGAGUCCGUUAAAUUAGGUCCUGAUGCUUCAGAUGUGUAGAAGAACUGGUGCUGCGCUCACCAGUUCACGGAUACGGACCGGUGUGUACGAAUGUAACGUGGAAUUCACUCGGCAGCAGCUAAUGCACACCAUUCGAUCGACGUACAUCAACGCUCAUGACGCUCUGGCUGGCUGCUUAUUGUUUUCGGAUCAUUGAGACACCACUCAACGCACGCGAGCCGAGCACUCAAGCCAAGAGUCCAGCAGCGGUAGUCAUGCCCCACGGUAACGAUGUCCAAAUGUCGAUGCGAGCAGCCUAAUUGGUUAGCCGGCAAACAUCCGGCUCGAUGCCACUUCAGCGCGCAACACUCGGGCACGGGUGUAUAUAACUCUUCUGUGUUCUCAAACCAAUUUACUGACCAGUCCACUGGCCAGUGACGUAAUCCUCGCACGCAACGAUCACUGCCCGCAACUUACGGCAAACACUUGGCCAGGACUGCGGACGCUCGACAACGGACAACGUGCUGGCCAAGAGGUUGCUGCUGGUGAGCUGCUAUCUGCGCAUCACUCGAGGAUCGAGUGCUGGUGCUGCUAGUAAGCAGCAAUAAGCGACCUGCGGGAAAGGCCAGUACAACCGCGGACCAGGCCUGUGGCAUGGUGAAGGCGCAGAUAAAGAACUACGAUGAUUACGAGAGAAUCCGAUACUUUUACUACGUCCGGCCACAGCAGCGGGUGGACUGGUGGUUCGAUCCGAUGGCACCCCCGACCACCACCUCCGACUCCGUCACGACGCUGAGCGCCAGCGAGGAGGCGACGCUGCUGCUCUACGACAUCUUCAUUCCGCUGCUCGGUUCCGUCAUUAUCCUGCUCAACCUGAUCGUUGUCGUGUCCUGCGUUUUGCUGCUACGCAAAGGCCAGCAACCCUACACGACCUACAUGUUCCUCGGCAACGUGGCCGUUUCGGACCUGCUGACGGGCUUUGCGGUAAUCUACGGCCAGUACGCACCGUACGAGCUACGCGGCGAGGACAACUGUGCGCUGAUGAUAGGUCUAAUUGUGUCAGCAUCGCUAGUGUCGGUGUACAGUGUCGGUUUGAUAGCGCUCGAUCGCUAUCUCUACAUCGUGUACGGCCUUCAGUAUCAACGCUAUCUGACUCGCACCCGGGCCCGUCUGCUAAUCACCACUACCUGGCUUAUCGGUGCGGUCAUUGGGUUUCUGCCGGCCUUCGGAUGGCGGGGCGACACCGACCAGGGUCGUACGUGUUGGUUCAUCCGCCUCGCCCCACCACCACUCGUCAUCCUGACCUCAGUGGCCGGCUUCCUACCGGUACUCCUCGUCAUCAUCCUGUACAGCAUCAUCUUAAGGAAGGCGCUGCGACGUGUGAGUCAACUGAAGAAAGCUUCCCGAGAACUCCGUGGCGUACAGACCGGCAAUCUGAGGUUAUUCCGUGGUGGUGGUGGUGCAUCAGCAGCAGCAACAACUACCGGCAGCUUGAGUGUCAUUCCAACAACUGCAACGACUGGGACGACUGGGACGACACCACGCCCCACUGCAAGUCACUCCGACAACGAGCAAGGCGCGAGCGAAGAUGAACGGUUACGUCCGGCGGAACGUGCCGGUCUCGGGUGUCUGUGCUUCCGUUGGCCACGCUGCGGUUGUUCCUGUGGUUCACGUCGUGGCGCCAAACGAUCUAAAUCCGCGUUGAACGAAGCGAACGACGAGGGUAACAACGGACAGCCGCCAGUGGCCACGACAACGGCGACGCGAAGCAGCAGCAGCAGCAUCCGGGGUCCCACCAAGUGGAAGGCGGUGAAGGUGGUGAUGUUCACGACGGGCAGCUUCGUCGUGACCUGGGUGCCGUACUUCAUCGCGAGCAUCAUGUUCGUGGCGUGCGAUCCCGUUACACAGGAGGAACUGUGCCGGGGGCUUCAGUUUGCUAUCGCGAGCCCGCUCGCUAUCCUCGGCUUUGCCAACAGUCUCCUUAACCCGAUCGUCUACGCCUGGUGGCACAAUGGGUUCCGUGAGUCGAUGAAAAAGCUCGGCGGUCGGUUGAGCGAACGGUUAUGCUGUGGCUGUGGGGAGAAGGAGGACGGCACGAGGAUCGGUUGCUGCGGUGGACGCUGUUGUCGUGAAUCAUCGCGUAACGCCACCCGUACUGCUGCUGCUGCUGCUGCCGCUGGUGCUGCGGCUUCCAUCUCGAUGGCAACCACGGAUACAUCGGUGAACCGGAUCAGCAUCACUGAUGCUGCAGCAACUACUGGCAUCGAGCGGCCACUGUCGUCGGAGACGCGCCAGAUACCGGCGGCAACCGGCAACGUGACUAACGGUCGUGCGUUACAGAACGGCAGGCGCCAGCGAGCGACGGUACCGAGCAGUAGCAGCGACGACCAAGAGUUCUCUGUCACCGACGAUACCGACCUGGAGCAACCGGUCGUGGCGAAGGUGACGCGGCUUUAACGCCCUCGAGGGACCGCCGCCGCCGUAGAACUGCUCGAAUCGUGCGCCCGAAAGGGCUUUUAAUCAAGCGACCAACUGUACCGGCCACAACUCGUCUCGCCUUGGGCUCUCGAUCGAUUAACGGACGAAAUGUAGCGGAUCAGAAACCGGCGUGGACGCUGGUGGAUGGAUCACGGUGCCAGGAUGGAGCGGUUUUUCGAAUUACAUUACUCGGUGGAAGCCAUUUCGAAGGCUGGCAAUGUAGCGGAGGCAUUUGGUUAGGUGGGGAGACGAUGCUGAAGCGAAUAGUGAUUUCUGGCAGAUCGAGCGAGAGCGACGACAGUCUGGUACGGCUUUGCGUUCCCAAGUAAUGACAUUUCGAGAGCACACGGGACUCUCUAGGCAGGCUUUCCAAGCCAGAGACCGGGAAGGACUGAGUUUAAUGGCAAAACGCAGAACUUAACCUUGCGUUCGGUGCUAUCGGACGGAGAAGCACAGAACACUUGGAACGAGAAUUUGCUGCUCGAAAGUUGCUCUCGAAUUCUUGUAAAGUUAAAUGGACCAUCUACGAACUCUCUGGUGCCGGCCAUGAUGAGCAGAAGUCUUUUUUUUUGUAGUUUUUAGUCUUUAGUGUUCGUUCAUUACUGGGCGUGCUUGAUAUGAUUAAAGCGUAUGACAGCAAAGUUUUAUCGAAUAAGCAGAGCAAGCGGUGUUACUUCAGUGCGAAGAAGCAGUCGAAGUAGAGUAGCGAAACGUUCGUUUAGUGUUUCAGUAUGUAAAUUGAAAAACUUAUGUAAAUAUAAAAAUUAGCAAUUCAUGUUUCGCGACAAGUGAAAGCUCGAACACCCUACCGGAACAUAUGCUAAACGUAAUUCGAUAAAAAAAAAACGUCUCGAAAAAGCAAAGUACCGGGCGCCUCCAUCACAACGGUGGCACAUGUUUAGCGAGAACUGGCCAGCAAUCUCGGUAAGUUGGGAAACAUUGCAUCGCUUAUCGGUCUACGUUCACCCUGGGGUGUAUGGAACAUAUCAUUUGCAUGCUACUGCAAUUCACAAUUACACAACCUCCCGGGGUGCCACGGCGCACUUUUCUCGGCUCGGCACAUUAACCGUAUUAAACCGACGUUCGCCGACGUAAUUGCGUUCAUAAUGCACACCACAUCACGGGAGUGCUGGGAAUGGUUUGCCCGAGAUGCUCGGAUGCAUUGGCCGUGAAUGCGUGGAUGGAGCUGCCUUUUGUGGAUCAUUCCAAUUACGAAGUAAAUUAAUUACUACCCCCUUCCGAGCAAUGCAGCCCCAUCAAAUGGAACAGCGACUCGGUAUUGUAUGUCGAGAUGUGGGUUGCUUCGUGCGCAGUUCCCUGUUAGCUAUUGCAAUGGUACGUUCAGUGCACCAGCAUGAGUAUGAUACGCGAAACCCCAUUAACAUGUGCAUUACAAGAAGCGCAAUUAUGUUCUUACGUCAAUAAGAAGGGAAAACGGAGAGUAAUAAAAAACAGAUAAUUUAGUUACAUCUUACUUCGAAGGAUUGAGUACCAUCGCGAAGAAAGAACGACGCUUCGAAAGAAAAGAAACAAUUUCCUUGUCUAGUUCUCAACUCGCUGUUGCUACCUUUAAAGACUGGAGAUACUUUG
Messenger RNA from Anopheles aquasalis, 5118 nucleotides. RefSeq names its product 5-hydroxytryptamine receptor 1A-like. Gene Ontology annotation, biological process: G protein-coupled receptor signaling pathway. Lineage: Eukaryota; Metazoa; Arthropoda; Insecta; Diptera; Culicidae. The record is from RefSeq and is a predicted model, not a curated record. Gene Ontology annotation, cellular component: plasma membrane. Gene Ontology annotation, molecular function: G protein-coupled receptor activity.